AUUAAAUUCUUCUCGUCUGUUUGGCCGGAUCUGUGUAGCGGCUCUCGAGAAAAUUUAAUUCUGACAUCAUUUCUGCAUUUAUAUCUAGGACCCCAUUCCUUAACUUCUCAUCCUUUCCUCACACCGUCACUUUCUACGCAGUUGGGUAAUCCAGAAGGCACGCAGAAGCCAUGGCCGACUCUUCUCAGCUCAAGUCCGACACUCUUAUUGAGCAGAUGAAGCUUCAUCUCUCCUCUGACGCCGGCAAGGAACUCAUCAAGAAAAUUGGCCUCGUUUACGAGCUCCACAUCGCCCCUAAGAAACUUGGAUUUAAUGAGAAGAUAUAUGUUGUUGAUCUGAAGAAAGGGGAGGUUAAAGAAGGGAAUUACGAGGAUGGAAAGCCUGAUGCAACAUUUUCCUUUACUGAUGACGAUUUUCUGAAAAUUGCUACGGGGAAGAUGAAUCCCCAAAUCGCUUUUAUGAGGGGUGCUAUCAGAAUCAAAGGGAGUAUCAAUGCAGCCCAGAAAUUCACACCAGAUAUUUUCCCUAAACCAUCCAAGAUGUGAACAAGGGAAAUCAUUAAGCCAGAGGCACCUAUAUUAUGAGGCAAUUUCACAGCCAUUCUUUUGAAUGUUACUGUCUAGCUUAUAUGGUAAACCGUCAAAUGUUACACAAUCGGGAAAAGAAUUUGAGUUUCUCGCUCAUGGACUUCAUAUUAAAUCAAGAUGUUUGUUCUUA
Messenger RNA from Cuscuta campestris, 717 nucleotides. The record is from the annotation of a GenBank genome assembly. NCBI's taxonomy places the organism in Eukaryota, Viridiplantae, Streptophyta, Magnoliopsida, Solanales, Convolvulaceae.